AAAGCAGGAAGGAUGCUACACACGUAGCCACACACACACUCACACACCGUGCUUCAUAGUACAACAUGAAGGGUCUCACAGUGAGUAACGCGUGCCGGUGUGGCUUAUUGACUUACCUUCUCUUCUUCUCUCUCACUUCUUUCACCUCAGCAGUCAGCUUCGACCUGACCGAGCUUCGGAAUAAAGUGGCCAAAAUUAAAGUCAACCCCAGAGGGAAUCUGUGGGCAACAGGACAUUUCAUGGGCAAGAAGAGUGUGAUGGACAAUCCUCUGCUCCCUGCUGAGGGCCAAGGUGAGGGGGGUGUGGAGGUCGCCCUGCCGGGGGGGCACGGCUCGCUCAGUGAGCUUUUCCAGGACUUCCUGCGGGUGGCGAUGCAAACACAGGUGGACUCGCAAGAAAGCCGUUUGAAAACUCAGGAGGCGGACAUCCUGAUGAGGAUUUUAGAGAGCUCCAUGCAGAGAAAGUAACGCAGAGGAUGGAUGAAACCAUGAUGGCCGUCGUCACAUUGCACAGUCCGCUGUUCAUGAUUGUAAUCCACUACUCUCAUUUUCGGCUCAUUUGGUGCCAUUUGCUCUUCUUUUUUGUUGUUUACCAAAUGCUCUUGUUUGCGUAUUUAUAGUCAAUAAAAUGAUGAUUUCCACUGCUGUCACUCUGACCUGAGAGGAAGAAAACAUUUCUUUGGUAGACGUGUCAUCCAAUCACGAGUAAGCAGACCCGACGUGUGUGGUUGCAUAACAACCUUAUGAUGUCACUCUUAAGUUCAAUUAGGAUGGCUCGUGGAUUGUGACGUCAUCAUAUUUGUGUUCCGCUCUUGUGUGAGGCUCUGCCUAUUCCUGUGAACUUAAGCAGAGUGAAAACUUUCUUCCGUUGCCUGCAAUAUCAUGUCCAAAAUAGCACUUAUAUAAAUGAAAAUAGGCAGAUUAUAUAAAUCAUGUUUCUGGUUGCAUGAACAAGUCGAUGUGAUGUCAAUGUGAACUUUCAAGCUAUUUCUGCUCAGAGUAAAAAGUGAUGAGAUUGCACUCCCGAUCGAUAAUGGUGAAGUGCUACAGCCUCGAGCUAAUCCCGGGGAUUUUAUUUAAAUAUAGUUUGAAUAUGGAACCUUAAAUGUGUGGGUGCUGCUGCUGUGGCUACGAGGAGGAAUGAUUGCUAAUGUUUGGCUUAUCCUACAGUAAAUCCAAUACACAAAUGUGCACUUUUAUUCACCUUAAUGUUCAUUUUGGAGGCUGUUGUUAAUGCAGCCAACAUGUUUAUCUCAUGUAUAUACUGUACAUUACCAGUCACAAGUUCGGAGACAGUUCUUCAUGCUAUUGAAUGAGCAUGUGUAUGCAAACUUUUGACUGGUACCGUACUGUGUGUGAGAGUAAUGGGAAA
Molecule: messenger RNA, 1371 nt
Organism: Dunckerocampus dactyliophorus (ringed pipefish)
Lineage: Eukaryota; Metazoa; Chordata; Actinopteri; Syngnathiformes; Syngnathidae
Gene: nmbb
Product: neuromedin Bb
Exons: 3
Coding region: 66-467 (133 amino acids)
Biological process (GO): positive regulation of hormone secretion; neuropeptide signaling pathway
Cellular component (GO): neuron projection
Molecular function (GO): neuromedin B receptor binding; neuropeptide hormone activity
Source: RefSeq, a predicted model, not a curated record